Oncorhynchus tshawytscha (Chinook salmon) is the source of this 2741-nucleotide messenger RNA. RefSeq names its product cerebellin-2-like. Gene Ontology annotation, molecular function: protein binding. The record is from RefSeq and is a predicted model, not a curated record. The coding region runs from base 61 to 651 and encodes 196 amino acids. Lineage: Eukaryota; Metazoa; Chordata; Actinopteri; Salmoniformes; Salmonidae. The transcript is spliced from 3 exons.
CUGAUUGCCACACAACUGAUAAUCAGAGCAAUCGUAAACUGUUUUACAGUUUAGAAGACAAUGUUUCUUCGAUUUUGUACCAUGAUAUCAUUGGUCUUCCUAGGAUUUGGCGUUGCCUUUUCGCUGGGACAGAAUUACACAGAACCUCUUGUUUUGGAGGGAAAGUGUCUGGUGGUUUGCGAUGCGAACCCGUCUGUAGAGGGAGCAUUGACCUCUUCCUUCGGGAUAUCUGUCCGGGCAAGCGGUGCUAAAGUGGCUUUCUCUGCACUCAGGGGAACGAACCACGAACCAUCUGAUAUGAGCAAUACGUCUCCGACCAUCUACUUUGACCAGGUAUUAGUGAACAUUGGCAACCAUUUCAAGCUGCAAGCGAGUGUAUUUCAAGCACCAAGAAGAGGCAUUUACAGUUUUAGCUUCCAUGUGGUGAAGGUUUACAACCGACAGACUAUACAGGUAAACUUGAUGCACAACGAAUACCCUAUAAUAUCAGCUUUCGCUGGGGACCAUGAUGUCACUCGAGAGGCUGCGAGCAAUUCAGUCCUUCUGCACCUGGAACGAGAGGACAAACUCUACUUGAAGCUUGAGAGGGGGGAUCUAAUGGGUGGCUGGAGGUACUCAACGUUUUCUGGAUUCUUGGUGUUUCCACUCUAAUCACAACUCUCAAAUCAAGUGACUCUUUUUUAUUUUCUUGGCCACCCAUCUCUGGACUUAAAUUAUGAAGAAAUGUAUAACUGACUGUGAGAUAAAGUAGGCUAUUUUGGCAAUUUAUGACGAAAUUAUUCCGUGCUAUGAGGUUGGGAUUUGUAUUGCUGAAUGUGACUGAUUGUUGGUAUGAUAUUAUAUGAACUGCGAAGAGUAGCCUAUUCAAGCGUUUGUCAGGUGCGCCCAUUCAGUAGCUAUCCAUGGUCCUGAAACCGUAGACACGGUAGCUGUCUGUUGAAACCACAAAACGCAUCUCAAGCGUACAGAGGCAAUAGGUGGCAAUUGAGUGUUGGCUCUAGUGUCAACGUUGUUGCAGUAGUGCCAUUGAAAUAUUGUAAUCAAAUAACAUUUUCCAAAGGUAUGCAAAUGCAGGCUAGCUGGCAUUUGGACCUAUAUUGCACAUUGAUACAGUGUUCAUUUUGGCAUUUUUUCAAAGGUUUAGUCCAGUCUUAGUCACUUUGUAAUCACAUCCAAAUCAAAUCAAAUGUUAUUGGUCACAUACACGUGUUUAGCAGUUGUUAUCGCAGGUGUAGCGAAAUGCUUAUGCUAGUUCUGACAGUGCAACAUUAAGUCACAUUUGUGUCAUUUGAAUAAUGAUUAAGUCUGGUCAUUGUCAAACAGAGCGCCAUUUUCGUAAACUAAAUUCCCUUUAAUUUCAGUCACAUUUUAGUCACAUCACAUUUGUAUUGUCUCAUUAACCUAUAGUAAACAUAAAUCACUGACUCCCAUGUGCACAAACAUACAUAACCUUGUCCCACCAACAUAUUUUUCUGCAUAACAUAAUAUCAUAAUACCCUUCCCAACAGCAGAAAAAUGACAAACAUAUAUUAGAAUAUAUAAUGAUUAUCUGGUCAUUCCUAAUUCAGCCUACAUAUCGGCAAAGUAGUAUGGGUUGAACCUCCGUCACCGGGCCGCGUCAGUGCCAUUGCAAUCAACGGUUGCAGCCACGUUGGUGUCCAAAAGUAGAACGGGGGCUAAUGACUUUGAACGGGAUCUAAUUAAUGUUUUGCCCAGUGAUGCAGUCGAGCCACUAAAACCCAAGUCCGAAUUGAGUCCCAAGUCCCCUGUGCUCGAGUCCAAGUCUGAGUCACCAAUGUUGGUCGAGUAACGAAUGGAGUCACGAGAAGAAAAUGUAGUCAAUAAAUUGCUUGCUAUCCAUUUCUAUUUUUAUCUGUACCACCAAAUGUGUGCAUAUCUGCUCUGGUAACGUUAAUGUUACCAGGGCCACGUUCAGUUGCAAAACUUUAUCGAACAUUGCAGACAGUUCCAGUCGGUAUUCACGUAGUAAUAAUAAAGAAUUCCCUUGACCCACGACAACAAAUUGGGUAAAACCAACAUUCUUUCCUAUUGAAAUAACAAAACAUGCCGAAAAGCUGCUGUGUUGUUUUAUGUAGCCAGGUCAAAAGUCCUGACCUACGGCUCUGUAAAGCUCUUCCAAACGAAACACAAGACCUGUUAGUUUUGAAUGAUGUGUCUCAAGUGUGUUUUACAAUUGCAAACUGAGUGUAAAGCAGAUAAUGGGCGUGCAAUUUUGCAGAUUGGUCUGAAGAUUAGGUAUAUGAGUUAAUGGUUUCACUGAGUGUGCCUCAAGUAUCACUUUUAGUGUGUAAAAGAUUGUAAAAUACUGUAAUUAACUAGAAGACUGGCGGUGACUGGUUAGCUACGGGGAAGCAAGAUUGUAUAAACCGAAGCAGAGCCUGAGCGCAACCUGUAUGCUUGUCUGCUCACACUCAUUGCUUGCUCCCCUGCAGCUCACCAGCUGAUGCAGGGUGUGGCAGCAGUCCUUCCCACUGCUGAACUGGUGCUUCGAACUGCUAAUAUUAAUUGUGCUUACCACUGAAAAGCUCUCAAUCUCUCCCAGAUAAUUUAGUCUCGUCUUGUUUUAGUUAACUGAAAUGAAUGUUUUUAUUUUUAUUUUAGUCUCAUCAAUUGACACUGAAAAAUAGAUGUUUGAGGAAUAUUUUAGUCACUAUUUUUGUUGACGAAAUUAAAACUGCAUUGAUAUAUGUACUGGACAAUUUAACCUCUAAAUAAAGACA